Molecule: messenger RNA, 1612 nt
Organism: Gamsiella multidivaricata
Lineage: Eukaryota; Fungi; Mortierellomycota; Mortierellomycetes; Mortierellales; Mortierellaceae
Exons: 3
Coding region: 250-1500 (416 amino acids)
Source: RefSeq, a predicted model, not a curated record
CCUAGAGUCUUGAGAGGGAGAAAAGCACCGGGGGAAUAGUCUUCACUCACCGUCGGCAACUUUUUUCCCCUUCGCAAACAACCCUCUUCUUCCUUCUUCUCUUUCUUCUUCUUUGUCUUCAUCGACACCUCUUCCCUCUGCCCUUCUCCGUCGGUCGCUUUUAUCCGAUUUAUUCUUUGUAUUCAUCGAACAUAGGUUUCAUCCGAUUCAGCUCAUCUCACACCCCUGAUUACAGCACACUCCUUCCUCAUGGCGCGACAUCCCAUCCCCACACUUGUCGGUAACUCGAUUCACGGCCAGACCCAGGCGACACUUAUGAAGCUGCAUCAGCAGAGCCUCGAGAAGACCAUCAAUUCGACCGUGACAUUCGUCGACAACGACACCGCUGCGGCCAGCCAACAAAACCAGGACCAACAGCGGACUCAUAACAAAAAGAAGAAAAAGUACUACCCAUGGAUCCAGCGAGAUUCCCAGAACCAGCGCAAUAAGAUCGGUCAAGAGGGCAGCCGACGCCGCCAGCGACACGACAAUGACAAAUUUGUGCACCACCCGUUUGCGGUUCUCUACCAAGUUGACUUGCCCUUCCCUGGUUACGAUCGAGAUGCUCCUUCCUUUCACUGGAAGCACGAUGCCACGAUCGAGUCCUUAAUCAGCAAUAAUCCUCCGUCCUCAAGGCGAUCCAAGCCCGUGUCGUUGGCAGAUGAUGUCCCUCCUUCCCCUACUGGUCCCGCAAUCGGGCAUCGUUUGCUGACUAGAGCCCAGCGAAAAGAUAUCAAAAAGGUACAUGUCCCGCAGGGAAUCGUAAUGCAGUACGAAGGCGAGCUCGUCAGCUUCUUGGACCAAUUGACGUUGUCUGAGGAUGGUGAAGAUGAGAGUGAGGACAGCCAGGAAAGCGACAGCGACUCAUCUCUGUCUGACCCUGUAUUGGUCGUUGCAGAAGACGGGUGUGCUGAAAUUGAGGGCUCGAGCUGGGUCCUCGUACAACCGCACAUGACGGACGAUGUUCAGGCUAGAGAGCAGUCUCUUACUGAGCAGGAGCCGUCCGAGGAGAUCGCCAAGGAGGUGGAUUCGUCGGCAUCUGAACAGCAGAGCGAGGAACGACCUCAGAUCUACCUCCGAUGGGACAUCCAAGACCAGUUCCUGAGAUUCGUCGCCCAUGCUCUGUGCGCCUUCUACGGGCUUGUUUCCUUCAGCAAAACCGCAAUGGAUGGCAAGCGGCUAUUGUACAUCUGCCAUCCUGCGCACUUGGACUCGAUCGGCCAACUUGCCGCCGAUCCCGCCACAAGUACUUCCCCCAGUGGAGAAUCAGAAAAGGCAGCACCGGUGCGUCCAAAGCUUCCGAAGCGACAGAGCACGCUGGAACAUGUUCAGGAGCUGCCGCUUCAUGUAUUGGAUCAGCUCUGGAAUAAGGUCGAACCCGUCAAGGUGUCUGAUUGCCUGCGCCCGGACAUGACCUUUUUCGAGUACCUCUAUCCCUCCACACGGCCGAUGUUUUACUGAUGACGCCCGCCAUUCUAAGGAGCAUUGUUAUUGUUUUUUUGCCCCAGUUUUGAAUUCCUAUAAGCAGCUUUUGUCCUUUUAGAAUCGACUGUUCUUCUCGAUAUCAUUGUUC